AGCUUCGGUAGCAGAAGUUUCCCUUCCAUGAUCCGUGGCGGUGACUCUUCUUCUUCGUAGCAUUUCCCCACACGUUUUCCUCGCCGAACGGCGAUCAGAGCUCGCCGCCGAUCGAUUUGGCGUCGUAGCAGUUUCAUAGUGACGUUGGACUCUGAAAACGGCGCGUUUUGAGAUUUGGCUUUUCGCGUGCGUUGUCGAAGAGAGAGAAACCAAAAAAUGAAUGGGAUUGGUAACGACGGAGGAGGAGGAUUGAGCAACGUGGAGAUGGAGUACAUAAGAAGACACCACAGGCACGAGCCUGGUGAGAAUCAGUGUGGCUCUGCGCUCGUUAAGCAUAUAAGAGCACCGGUUCCUCAGGUAUGGUCCUUGGUGAGGAGGUUUGAUCAGCCACAGAAGUACAAGCCAUUUGUAAGUAGAUGUGUUGUAAGGGGAAACCUUGAGAUCGGAAGUCUGAGAGAAGUUGAUGUUAAAUCAGGGCUUCCUGCCACUACAAGUACAGAAAGAUUGGAGCUCCUUGAUGACAAUGAGCAUCUUCUCAGCAUCAGGAUUAUCGGUGGUGACCAUAGACUUAGGAACUACUCAUCUAUCAUGUCCCUCCACCCAGAAAUUAUUGAUGGAAGGCCAGGUACACUGGUAAUUGAAUCUUUUGUGGUGGAUGUACCUGAGGGCAACACCAAAGAUGAAACCUGCUACUUCGUUGAGGCCUUAAUUAAGUGCAAUCUCAAAUCACUCGCCGAUGUCUCAGAAGGGAUUGCUGUGCAGGAUCGCACUGAACCAAUUGAUCGGAUCUAGGAGAUUAUAUUUGGAAGUUGCUGAGAACUUGGCUGCCAUGGAUGAAGCUUCAGGGGCUUUCCUUUCUCGGAGGCUUUAGGAGACAGACUGGCAAUUAUGCUGUUGCUGCUUCCAUUAUUAGUAUAGAGUUGCAGUGUUUUUCAUUCCACUUGCUCUAUUGAUUAUCCUUGUGAUAUAUAUGCUGUUUACUCUCUUUAGCAGUUAAAGAACAAUAUUUGAGACAGGUGACUGAAUCCAAUACUUUAACAACUGAAGGACCAGGUGCCUCUUGGAGAUGUUCAUGGUUUUUGUUUUGCGGUAUGUUCUUUUUUGUAUAUAGGUGGCGGUGGUGGUGAAACUUAGUCUGUAAAAUUAUUUUGAUUGGAAAGCUGUAGUUUCUAAUUGCAGUAAAAAUUGAAACUUCUAGUGGGGAUUACUUAAUUCUUAUCACGGAGUUCUAGUUGCUUUGGUUCUUUCUUUGUUCCUUUUCCCUUUGGUACAUACUUCGGUUUCUUCCCCUUUUCUCUGUUUUGAAGGAAAUGACAUACAACCUAGUGGAGACCUGUAGAAGCUCAUACGGAACCCAAGAGAAAGGGAAUAAAAGAGGGAUAGAAAGAAGUCUCAAGUUUAAACUUGUACUCUCGUAUUGCAAAGUAUGACACUAUUCCGAAGAUGUUUCAAUCGGGAGGGAUAGAAAGAAUAAGUCUCAAGUUUAAACUUGUACUAUCUUAUUGCAAAGUAUGAACUAUUCCUAAAUGUUUCAAUCGGACUACGA
Messenger RNA from Glycine soja, 1546 nucleotides. RefSeq names its product abscisic acid receptor PYL8-like. NCBI's taxonomy places the organism in Eukaryota, Viridiplantae, Streptophyta, Magnoliopsida, Fabales, Fabaceae. Bases 217 to 792 code for a protein of 191 amino acids. Gene Ontology annotation, molecular function: abscisic acid binding; signaling receptor activity; protein phosphatase inhibitor activity. The transcript has 3 exons. The record is from RefSeq and is a predicted model, not a curated record. Gene Ontology annotation, cellular component: cytoplasm; nucleus. Gene Ontology annotation, biological process: abscisic acid-activated signaling pathway.